Messenger RNA from Pseudophryne corroboree (corroboree frog), 1728 nucleotides. It is a transcript of the gene PGAM5, whose product is annotated as PGAM family member 5, mitochondrial serine/threonine protein phosphatase. Gene Ontology annotation, molecular function: protein serine/threonine phosphatase activity. The transcript is spliced from 6 exons. NCBI's taxonomy places the organism in Eukaryota, Metazoa, Chordata, Amphibia, Anura, Myobatrachidae. Gene Ontology annotation, cellular component: mitochondrion. The record is from RefSeq and is a predicted model, not a curated record. Gene Ontology annotation, biological process: positive regulation of mitochondrial fission; peptidyl-threonine dephosphorylation. Bases 71 to 904 code for a protein of 277 amino acids.
CGCGAUCUCUGUGUGUUGCUUUUGCUAUCAGUUUCCUGCUCUAUUCAUUAUUCCUGCUGCAGGCUCCAGGAUGUAUCUGCGCAGGGCUUUGCUCGUCGGAGGGUCGGCGGCUGCCACGGCUGCUCUCGUUGCCGCUGUAGCGGUUGGGAAAAGUGGAGGAGAUCCAGUUUCAGACACCCUGACAUUGCCGGUAACCACCGGGCGCUGGGACCGCAACUGGGAUCGCCGGGAACCAAUGUCAUUGGUUAACUUACGCAAGAUCAAUGGUGAGAGUGGAGAAGAGGAGUUGAACUUGCACUUAAAUAAGCACAAGGCAAAAGCCACUCGACACAUCUUUCUUAUCCGACAUUCACAGUACAAAUUGGAUGGAAAGACUGAUGCUGAAAGAGUUCUCACUAACCUUGGUCGUGAACAGGCAGAGCUAACUGGGCAACGUCUUGCAAGUCUAGGACUGAAAUACAGUCAAAUUGUUCAUUCAUCUAUGACCAGAGCCAGAGAGACAACAGAUAUUAUCAGCAGAUACCUACCAGGUGUGACAAAAUCUAGCUCUGACUUGCUACGUGAAGGAGCGCCUAUUCGACCUGAUCCCCCUGUCUGUCACUGGAAGCCAGAAGUGGAGCAGUACUAUGAGGAUGGAGCUCGCAUUGAGGCUGCAUUCAGGAAUUUAAUUCACCGUGCAGAUCCUAAACAAGACGAGGACAGUUAUGAGAUCAUAAUCUGCCACGCCAAUGUUAUACGCUACAUUGUGUGCAGAGCACUACAGCUCCCACCUGAAGCCUGGCUUCGCAUGUCGCUCAACAAUGGUAGCAUCACCUACAUGGUCAUCCGCCCCAGCGGUAACGUCAGCUUGAGAAUGCUUGGUGACUCUGGCUUUAUGCCACCUGAAAAAAUUAGCCGGACUUGAGUGUUGGCAGCUUGUUGCCACUUGCAGCUUCUUCACUGCCUGCCCUGAAGAUACCUGGAUGAGAUCUAUUGCUGCAUUGUAACCAGCGCCCCACUCUCUCUGUGCCUUCUACUGGGAUUGACACCUUGAUCAAGACAUGGAUACUGUUUUUAAGAAAAAACAUUGUAUUGAAUUAUUGACCUAUUCUGCAAGUGCAGGACAGCCAAUUUACUAUUGGACAUGAGACGCUGCCCACUCUGAGUGUUAAGACAGCUAAUAUAGAUAUGAUAUAAUUAGAGCAGUGGAGGAAUGGGGUUAUCUGGAUGCUACAUUGCUUGUACUUGUAAUACAAGAAGUGAAGUACAAGAUGUAUCAACAGGUCAUGAAUGUCCAAUUUCUUUUUUUAAAGUAAUCUGCAUGUCUGUGUUUUUCCUAUUGUUUUUAUGUCAGGAUAUUUUUGCAUGGUACUGGUAAAUGUGCAUACAAGUGUGGAAUUAAAAGAAAUCAUGUUUGUAAUGGAGGUAAGAUUAAAUACACCCAUACUUUUCCUGAUCUCAAAGACCCCUAGGAGACUGUAGAAUUCCUUAUAGGAGGUGGAAGUGAUACCAGUGUAAUAGCGUCAUUGAGCUGAUAUAUAAAAUGUGUUUGAUUGUGUCUGCUUUUAGGCAACAUUUUUAGGUAUUUGCAUACACUACAGUUUUUCAGUACAGCUCAUGCUGUCCUCCUGACAUGAUUGAGAAAAACAGUUUUAAGUUUUGCUUAUUGAGAGACCGUGUGCUCUUGGUACAUGUGUUACAAAUACUGCCUGGUCUACAGUUGGACAUAAAGUGGAUUUAAACAGCCAA